AUGGAAAAUUCUCUGCCAGAUGGCCUGGCUGCUUGGCAACCGCCUGGCGUCGUCACCCCCCCGGCCCCCCCGCCAGGCUUGGAUGCCAGCCAGAGGGGAGGGCUCAGGCUGCGUCGGCAGAGGGAGCGGGCGCAGAGGGGAAGUGUGGGGCCGUGGGGCUGGCAGGCCAUGAAGCAGCGGGACAGGAGCCCCCACCGGAACAAGCCGUGGAAGAAACUCAAGAGCAUGGUCCACUGGUCGCCUUUCGUCGUGUCCUUCAAGAGGCGCUACCCAUGGGUGCAGCUCGCCGGCCAUGCGGGGAAUUUCAAAGCCGGGGACUACGGGCGGAUCCUGAAGAAGUUCUGCCCGCGGGAGCAGCAGUGCCUGGAGCGCCUCAUGCGGGACUCGCUGCGCCCCCACGUGCCCGCCUACUUCGGGCUGGCGCAGCGGGACGGCGAGUGCUACAACCAGAUGGAGGAUCUGCUGGCCGCCUUCGAGACACCCUCCAUCAUGGACUGCAAGAUGGGGGUCAGGACGUACCUGGAGGAGGAGCUGGAGCAGGCCCGGCAGAAGCCCCGGCUGCGCCGCGACAUGUACGAGAAGAUGGUGGCGGUGGAGCCGGGGGCGCCCACGCCCGAGGAGCACGCCCAGCGCGCCGUGCUCAAGCCCCGCUACAUGCAGUGGAGGGAGUCGCUUAGCUCCAGCGCCACGCUGGGCUUCCGCAUCGAGGGCAUCAAGAAAGCCGACGGCACCUGCAGCACCAACUUCAAGAAGACGCGGCUGCCCGAGCAGGUGGUGCAGGCGCUGGGCGACUUCGUGGACGGCGACAGAACCAUCCUGACAAACUACCUGGGCCGCUUGAAGGAGCUGCGGGCGGCGCUGGAGCAGUCCGAGUUCUUCACGACCCACGAGGUGGUGGGGAGCUCUCUGCUUUUCGUCCAUGACCGGACGGGGCUGGCCAAGGUCUGGAUGAUCGACUUCGGCAAGACGGUGCCGCUGGCCGGGGGGCAGACGCUGACGCAUCGGCUGCCGUGGGUGGAGGGGAACCGGGAGGACGGCUACCUCUGGGGGCUGGACAAUCUCAUCGCCAUCUUCAGCACCAUGGCGCAGGCCUGAGCCGGGACACCCAGCCCCGGCUCUGGGCAAUAGCCGGGCACUGCCGUGCGGUGCCCUCCCUGCCUCUUAUUUAUACAGCCAGAUAUGCUACAGCCCGUCCGCCCGGGCCGGCUUCCGGCGGCUCGCACGGCCCCGCGCCGGGGCCAGGAUGGGGCAGCGCCUGGCCCGUCACACAGACGUCAGGGCACCCGGUUUACACCAGCUAACGGGAAGGGGCAAGAACUGGUCCCGCUUCCUGCUCAGCUGUUCGUUCCGCGGCCCAGCCCGAGGGAGAGUGAGGCCGGGGGAACCCUGGGAAGGCCGAGAUUGGCCCCCGGCGCUGGAGCUUUGGGGCGCUCGACGGGAGACCCCAGCGUUUUGGGGGGCACUGGCUCAGCGAUCCUGCACUCCAGGCCCUGGCAGUGACGCCAGCUGGAACCGAACGGGGCCCGGAUCCUCUGGGCCCCUCUCCUGUUCACGGCCCAUUUUCCUUCAGCUGGGUUGGGGGGGAGGCCUCCCAGCCCCACUUCCUGCCCCUGCUGGUAUCGGAGCCAGCCCCACCAGCGGGCUGCUCCAGGGGACCUGGUCUGCCGGGAGCUGCCCGUGGGCGGAGCAGCAGCUCCACGUUACCGAUUCAUGGGAUGGUAAAUUCAAGACACUUGCAAAGACUUUUUGGCAAUAGCGACUGGGCCCUGGUGUGGCAGGCGGCUGUGGGCUCUGGCGCGACCCUCCCGGGCGGUAGGUCGCCCCCCAGCUGCAGGGUUCUCGGCCCUUCCCCUGAAGCAUCUGUGCCCCUGCUGGAGGGGCGGGUGCGGCCGGCGAUUUCCACCCCCUGCACUUUCUUCUGCUGUGGCAAGGAGGCUCCGCCGGCCCGUGGCCGGGAAAUGAGAACCCCGAGUUACUGCGAAGCUUGCGCCCGCCGUGGGGAGCUCAGGGGUUGCCUGUGGCUGAGUCUAUUCUCACCCGGGGGUGGUUUUCCUGGCGGCUGGAGAGCUGGAAAGCUCGGCCCGUCUUUACAGGGGUCUCGGCCCUUUGAGAACCAACCGGGACGCCACCUCCCCUGCCAGCUUUGGGUGGUUCUCCUAGCCCAGCCUUGGGCUCGCCCCGGGCUCUCGCCAGCCGCGGGCCACCUCUCUGCCAGGCUCCCGGCCCAGGGCGCGGGACGCACGCGCCGCACCUGAGUCACAAGGGCCCGCGUGCUGGAAAUGCGGCUGCCCCGGCUGAGCCACUGGCUCCGAGCCUUUGGUUCCAAACUCGGAGAGCAGCUGCCAUGGGUGCUAGUCCCUGCCGGCCAGCCCAGGGCCCCGCAGCGGAACUGACAGCAGCACUCAGAGUCCCCAGCCGAGAUCUGGGCCCUGCACGCACCCCGGGAGUGACAGUCCCUGCGCCGAAGAGCUCACAGUCCAAAGGGUGGGAGGGGAAACCGAGGCACAGAGUGGGGCAGAGGCUUGCCCGGGGUCAGUGGCAGAGCUGGGAAUGGAACCCAGGAGGCAGCACCCAACCCACACGACCGUGCUGCCCGAGGCUGUGAGCGGGUCAGCUCCUGGGGCGGAGGGGGGGUUCUGAACAGGUCCCCCAGUGGCAGUGGAGCGAGGGAUGCUCCUGCCCCCUGCACGCAGGCAGGGCGUUCUCGGGACCGAGUGUUGGCCCUGGCCCAUUCCUCUGUGUGGGGCUCUGCCGCCCCUCUGGAGCUGGGCACACGGCCAGGCCUCUGGGGCCGGAAC
Molecule: messenger RNA, 2798 nt
Organism: Mauremys reevesii (Reeves's turtle)
Lineage: Eukaryota; Metazoa; Chordata; Testudines; Geoemydidae
Gene: ITPKC
Product: inositol-trisphosphate 3-kinase C
Exons: 7
Coding region: 1-1095 (364 amino acids)
Biological process (GO): inositol phosphate biosynthetic process
Cellular component (GO): nucleus; cytoplasm
Molecular function (GO): inositol-1,4,5-trisphosphate 3-kinase activity; inositol tetrakisphosphate kinase activity
Source: RefSeq, a predicted model, not a curated record